This is a messenger RNA of Fopius arisanus, 2773 nucleotides long. RefSeq lists its product as uncharacterized. The coding region runs from base 68 to 1813 and encodes 581 amino acids. The record is from RefSeq and is a predicted model, not a curated record. NCBI's taxonomy places the organism in Eukaryota, Metazoa, Arthropoda, Insecta, Hymenoptera, Braconidae. The transcript is spliced from 9 exons.
GAUAUCAAUUUACAAUUUAUGCUCACUCGUUGUUCAUAGCUCACACGUUUCGCAUGUUCCAUCGAUAAUGCAUUUCUGUCGAUGGAUCAGGAACAUUCUGAUCGUUUUAGUUUUAAUGUCCCACGUGUCGCUCAGAAGCUCAUACAGAAUUGUCGGAAAUUUCGAGACUCCGGGUGGCUGUACCUUUGUGAAAUGUAAGAAAAAUGAGCGCUGUGUAAGCAGAAAGUUUUUAUGUGAACGUUAUCCCUGCCCCAGCAUGUUGUACUGCGCAAAGACGCGUACAGAACUGCUGAGAGGACCUGUCUCCUGCGAGUCCGUCAGGUGCACCAAGGGACACGUCUGCGUUAUUAGAGUGGGUCGGUGCAGUUGGAAUGAAUCGUGCAAGGAUAGAGUCGCUAGGUGCGUUACGGAGCAAGAGUAUUUUGAUGGUCCAGCUACGUGCGCUGGAUUCAAUUGUGCCUCAGGUCAACGCUGCAUCCUCAGGGAAUCACUCUGCAAUCGACCUCCAUGCAAAUUAUUCAAGAGCUGUGCCAAUGCUCAAGAGGUGCACGUGUGGAUGGAGAGGUGUAAAUCUCUUGGGUGUUUGUCCGAGUUCGAGUGCUUCCUCCGAAGACCCCAUGACAAUUGUCGAUCAUCAGCUUGUCAACACACACCUGAUUGCACAGCAACGACCGAUAGGGAAUUGCUAGCAACUGAAAAAUGUAACGGCUGGAUAUGUCCCAAAGGUCAGCAAUGCGCUUAUCAAGUUCAAAGCCCUUGUACAAGCGACAAUUGUAGAAUUACUCGGUCAUGUCACGGUCGGACAACGCCAAUGAAUGAUUCAUCACUGCCAACUGCCUAUUAUCGGCAAAUGGGAAAAGUGAGAUUCAUCGAUUCUACUCCAUCUCCUACUGCAACUCCUUGGGAUAAUUUUCGAAUCAGGAGUAAUGCACAAGCUAUUAAUUACCUGAUGAAAGAGGCCGGGGAAUCUCGGUUUAAUCGCACGGAAUUUCUACAGUGGCUGAACUCGGUGAAGAAUAUUCUCGGUCAAAAGGCGUAUGAUCUAUGGCUGGAUGAAAUACGAACAAUUACUGUUCGCAACAAGCCGUUUCAUGACUGGUUUCCAACACUCAAUUCACGAAAUUCUACCGGAGAAAUUAUGCAACAGGGGAAACCGUUCUGGAAUAUUUUGAGGGGAAAUGAUUAUCAUUCGGAGCGUGAACGGGCUUUAGAAAACAAGAUUUUUGGUGUUAAACAUGGAAAUGUGUCGGGAAAUAUUUUUAUGGAUGAGAGAAUUCCGAUUGAAUUGAAUCGGUUGAUGAAUAAAUUGAGGGAGGGACACAAUAUUUACUUGGACGUCAUGAACAAGACAAAAGAAUUGGUAUCGACGAUGGAAAAAUUAGUGCCAGUGUCUCACCUCGAUGGAGUCACCGGAAGGAUCCAGAAACCCCCGGAGACCCGGAAGUUCUUGAAAGAAAUCCCAGAUAUUAAACCAGAAAAAAAUACAACUCCGAGUUCCCCCGUGGUCGAGGAUUACGAGAUCGGGGAUUAUUCUGACGAUAACAACACCGAUUUUGUACUCGUGGAUUACGGCGAGGGCAAGCAAAUUAAUAUCAAUCAAACCAUCCCCAGGGUAGUCAUCAGGGUGGAGAACAACAUGCAUCAGCCAAUAAAAAUCGGGAACGUUCAGUUGGAAUACGAAGAAAAUGAGAGUCCAAAUGUGCAAAACCAGACACGAUCGGUGUACGACCAUGACGAUUACGAUGUCAACGAGUACCAGUACUUCAGAUCACCGGCGUCAAAAACUAGUACAAAAACAAAUAGAUAUCCGUGAAAUUAUUUAUUAUUCUCGACGUUAACGCGACGUGCGUUAGAAAGGCUUUUUAUAUAUAUAAAAAAAAACAAGUAGGAGAGACUGCACAAACAGCAUUACAAUGUGUCCUGACAAUUUUUUUCGAUGAAAGAAUUCAGCGCAAUUAGACGCUGCGGUAUGAUGUGUAAUUGGGUUGAAAUAAUCAUCACUGGAAUUUAUCCGCAAUAGUUUUUUUCAAUUGACUUUUUUUUUCAAUUUAUCUCCACAUUUGUUGAGAGCAUUAAUUACUGGCAGUGGAAUUGGAAAGGAUUAUUCAUUUUUAUGGGAAUUUUCAGCGAGAAGUGAUAAAUUGUGCGGUUCUCUCGAUUUUCUAGAAGUCAGGGACUAUUUUUAUUUUCAAGCCGAGUAUUCGUAGGUCAUUCUCAGUUCAGGCAAUCAUUAAUGGAAAUUAUGUGAACCGGUUCUCAAAGAUACUUUAUCACGCUAUUGACGCUGAAUGGACAGUGAACCUAAAAAAAUAGGAGGUACUUUAAUUUUUGCCAUCAGUCGUAAUUGUUGAAUACUCGCCAUCAUUUUGAUAAACAAAAUUCAAGUAAAAUUGGAUAUUCCCGAGAUGUGAAGAUCAAAAUCCUUGAAGAACUCGGAACUACCGACGAACGUUCCCUUGAACAUUGAAAGUAUGCGAAAGUUCAAUAGUUCUGACACAUGAGUUAUUAAAAAAAAUUAAAUUUAUGAAUUAUAUUAUGUUGAGGUUUUACUCGCACUUGUAAUUUUUGUAUUUAUUCCACAAAAUGAAAUCGAAUGAGAAAUUCCUUCGACGUCCGAUUCCUUCAACUAUUCAUGAAUUUUCAAUUUCUUCCCAGCACUGUAGCCUGACCCCACACCUUUUCAGUAUUUGCGAGACUCUGGUUAUUGCUCUGGCUCCUUUUCAUCAAAGGUCCACAUCCCUGGGAACGUAUGAGAUUUGUAAAGCAGGUUUAA